Messenger RNA from Symbiodinium necroappetens, 4942 nucleotides. NCBI's taxonomy places the organism in Eukaryota, Dinophyceae, Suessiales, Symbiodiniaceae. The record is from the annotation of a GenBank genome assembly.
GCGUUUGCUGACAGGCACCGGCUUGCUCGCAUCGUCUUCCCGUGAGCGCGAUGAACUCCGCUCACGAGCAGGAAACGGGGUCAAUGACUUCAGCCCCCCGGGGGCUGCGUCUGAAGCCGUGGAUUAUGAGCCCUCGGUUGAUGAUGAAAAUGCGUGGUAUGAUCGUGUUCGUCUUCAUGAGGGAUUUUCUGCGAGGGACUUUGGUGCAGCUCUGGAUGAUACUGAAUCUGCCCCUGGUUCGUCGAUCUUGGAAGGCUGGCAGCUGAAUCCUCUUUCAAAAGGAUGCGAAUCGAGAGGCCUCGGCAAGGAUGAAAGGAAUUAUGCCUUGAAGAAGCUCAAGGCGAUGGUGCUUUUGGACCCCGCGGCAUCGGGCCUAGGGCUCAGCCUGGUCAAGCAGUCGGGAGCAUUAGAGGCUGACGAAGUUGUGUCGGCGAGCUUCUGCGAUGCUUUUAGUGCAAAGGCUGCGGGAACACUUACCAAGCGAGCUUCGUCAUUGCAGAGAUUGGUUUUGCAACUGUACAAUCAGGGAGUGGAGUCUCCCUGGCGCAUGUCUGAAGCUGAUCUGUAUAAUGCAUUGACGGCGCUAAGGGAUAAUGGGUGUGGGGCUACAGCACCGGCCCAUAUCCUUGAGAGUCUUCGAUUUUUACAUGGUAUUGUACGUUUUCAGUGCAUUGACCUGGAGGCAGUUAUUUCAGCUCGCUGCAAAGGCUUGGCUCAUUCGAGCUUCCUUGGCAAGGCGCCGUUGAAGCAGCGGGACCCUCUGUCUUGCAGUCAGGUUAAAGCGUUGGAGGGCAUAAUGGUCAAAGUUGGGGCUGUGGAGCAGUGCAUCUUGGGCCAGGUUCUCUUCUGUGUGCAUGCUGUUUGCAGAUGGAAGGAUGCUCAGCGUAUCAGAUCUUUGGAGUUGCUGGGUUCAGGUGAGAGCCAGGUUUUAUUUGGUGAUGCGCUGGGCAGCAAGACAGCCUUGAGCAAGGAGGCCAAGACGAAGUUCACUCCAUAUGCAGCUUUAGCGCAGGGCCUCACUGAAUGUUAUGCUCUCCCUACGCGGUCAUUGCGCCUCGAUGCUUGGGGUUCGACACCGAUGGGAGCUGCAGAGGCUUCGGCUUGGAUUCAGGAGUGGUUGGCAAAUGAGGGUCCCGGGGCUAAGCAAGGUUCUGGCUCUCUACAGGACAAUCAGGUCGCGGCCGAGCAGUUCAACGCCUCGGACGAGGAUUCGGCUGAGUCUGAGGCGGAUGGGGAAGAGCGAUACUCUAAGUCCCUGGGCACCUUGGGAGGAGGUGCCCGAGAGGGGGAAACAACCAAGAGGAUUGUGCAUGUCAAGGUGAACAUUGCAAGCAAAAUUUCAAGUUUUAACUUCAUGAAGGUUGGCUUAACUGAAGAGACCUUGCAGGGUCUCUUGGCGCGUCAGGAGAAAUCUUUAGGUGGCUUGGUGUUCACGCCCGAGACUCGCCCGGCCAACUCGUGUGUGGACCUUUGCGUUGAAAUGCUUGAGACCGGGGUUCUUCAGUACCAUGUACCUAGCAAGUGGAUAAGUAGGGCGCAGGAAGCACAGUGCUUGAAGCGUGACAGCAGCAUCAACAUUGAUUCUGACAACAACUUGAAGAUUGCAACCAAGGCGACCGAUUUGUCUUGUGAUGUUUCUUCCGAGAUGCGUUUGAGGCAGGCCUGGAGUCGGAGAUCGCUUGCUUUCGACCUUGCUAAUCUGGCCAGCUUCAAGGUUAUGGAAGAGCAUGUGCAAUUCCUGUUUUCUGUUUUGCAGCGAACGCAACCCAAGGGUUUCAUGAGCAUCCAGCUGUCGCAAAUCAUCGAAGCUGACAAGCAGAUGUUCAUUUUGGCAAGCAACAACCUGAUGGGGAGGCUUACGGCUUCGGCAGGUGCGGCACCGGCCCUUGACAGUGAAAUAACUCGUUUGUCCCGAAGCCCUGACAUCAUGCAAUAUUUGGCCCCUUUGCAAACUCCUCCUACGGUUCAACAGCCGUGGAAGCCUGAUGGAAAAGGGGGCCGGAAAGGUAAGGACAAGGACGGCAAGGGCAACAAGGGUGCAGCGCGUACCCCUCUGGAGUUGCCGGAGGGUUGUGUGACUAAGGAUGAUUCGAACCAGCCGCUUUGCUUCGCUUUCAACACGCAUGGCUGCAAGAAUCAGUGUAAGAAGGGCAGGUGCAUGAAGGGCUUCCACAAGUGCUGGAAGAAAGGUUGCGCCGACCUCUGGGGGAGUGCUGCUAGGCAGACCUUGCAACCCUCUUUGAAAUGCUCCCAGAACGGGAGAUUCGGAGAGGAGGGUGGACUUUGGAUUGAGGGUGCAGGCAGCGACGUUCGUGUGUGCAACGGUGCCGAACUGAGUGGUUGUGUGCACGAGCUUGGCAGCGAGCCUUUAAUAUUUGAUGCAUACUCACGAUACCACCAGACUGAGCCGUGGACAGGACAUAGACUUGUGCUUGUAACUUGGGUGGUGCAACAGCUCGCCACCUUUGACAAAGGUGAUGUUGCCUCAGCCCAGCAUUUGGGCUUUGUGCUGCCCCCUGAAGUUCCUAGUGCGUUGCAAACUUCUGAAGCUUCCUCGAAGCCUCCGGUUGUUCUGGAGCUGUUUGCAGGCAAGGGUGCUUUGUCCCGAGCGCUGAGGCAGCUAGGCUUUGAGGUGCACAGCUUUGAUCAUCAUCAUUGUGAUGCCCAAGUGCCCAUGCUGCAACUUGACCUGGCGAGUGACAGCGGACAGGCGUGGUUCUGGGAUUUCUUGGCAAAGCAUCGGCCUUUUGCAAUCCACAUGGGAGUGCCGUGUGGAACCAGCAGCAAGGCCAAGGGCCUGAGCUUCUUGUCAGGUCUGUCUGAAGUUACCUUUGAUCAGGCCUUUUGCCCCGGCAAUCACAUGCACAAACCUUGGGGACAACUCAUUGAAUACGGCAGUGUCCGCUUUGCCACGCGCGAUGAAGCGGCGUACCCAGCCAUUUUGGCCGGGAGGGGGACCACCUCGGAGGCAGUAAAUCCUUGCGGCCAGCCGGAGUCUGUUGCGGAUCGGAACUUUGAUGACUUUGUUCAGGAUCCCAAAUUGAUUUCCCUCAAGAGAAACCUGGCCAUUGCAAAAGUAAAGCAGGAAGUUUCUCGCCACCGAGACAAGGAGCUGCAGCUGCACAGUUCAAUGCAUCCAGCAGUUGACAAGGUGAUGAAGGGCAAGAACAUUCUUGCUUUGGAGUCUCUUUUGCAGGCUGAGGGCUAUGACGACAUGGGCGCCAUUGCUUUUCUCAAGGAAGGGGUCCGUUUGGUGGGCACGUCUGAGUGCCCUGAGUGCUUCGACCGCAAACUCGUACCUGCCCAACUCACCGAGGGUGAACUCUUUGAGACGGCUGCAGAAAGGCGCGAGGCUUUGUUGCAGAAGUUUGAAAAGGUUGAACCUCGAGAAGCUGAAGCUCUGAAAGAGGCCACCGAUGGCGAGGUGGCUCAUGGUUUUCUUGAGGGCCCAUACUACGAUAAAAGUGAAGUGUCAGCCAAACUGGGAACCGAUCAAUGGACCAUUAUAAGAAGAUUUGUCCUUUUCCAAGGAGCUGAACAAAAGGCUCGGCCAAUUGACAAUUGCUUGGAAUCGCAGCUGAAUGCAGGGUACUCUGCUAGCAUCCACUUGCGUCUGCAGGACUCUGACUACAUUGCAUCGAUGGCUCUACAUGUUGCAAAGGCGAUCAGCGAGGGCCGAGCACAUUCCAAGGCGGUACAUUGGAGGGGCAAGUGCUUGGAUUUGAGCAAGGCUUACAAGCAAUUGGCGGUGUAUCCUCAGCGUCGUCCUCUGGCAGUCAUUGCAGUGCGAGGGGCUGAUGGGCGAGAUGCGCUUUACCUGUCCAACAGCUUGAUGUUUGGGAGCACAGCAGCGGUUUAUGCGUUUAAUCGCAUAAGCCGCUGCAUUUGGUUCUUGAUCAACCGUCUGCUGUGGAUACCCGCUGGAGUCUUUUAUGAUGACUUUCCUCUUUUGAGUCCAGCAGAAAGUUCUGACAAUGCCGAUGCGGUUGUCAGUGCAUUUUUGGAUGAGUUGGGAUGGCUCCAUGCGAAAACCGGGGCAAAGGGCAAGCCCUUUGCCGAGGAGUUUGAUGUUCUGGGGAUGUCGUUGCAGCUUUCGAGCUUGGGUCAAGGCAAAGUUGUUUUGGCCAACAAGCAAGGACGGAUUGAAAGGAUCAUAGAGCGCAUGCAAGAGAUUGCGGCCAAGGGCGAGAUUCGACGACACGAAGCGCAGGUCCUGCAAGGCUUGCUUCAGUAUGCAUCUGGCUUUUACUCUGGGCGAGCUUUGAAACACGCUUCGCAUGUUUUGGCCAAGAUCUCCAGCGGUUUACAUUUUGGACCCAAGGACCUCAGCGACUUCUGUAUGCAUACGGUAAGCCUUCUGCGUGAUGAGUCACCGCGCAUCUUGAGCAGCUCCAUGAUUCCGGAUGUUGUGCAUCUGUGGACAGAUGGAGCUUGGGAAUCUGGUAUCGCAGGUGUGGGAGUAGCUGUUCACGACUGCUUUGCAGGCAUGGGCUGGGUCUAUGAGGGCCAGGUGCCUGCUAAGGUCCUCGACAAGUGGAGAACUGAGGUGGGCGAGCAGCUCAUUUGUGAAAUUGAGAUGUUUGCAGUCCUUGCAACGAUGCUUGAGCUCAACUCCUUUCUGUCUACCAGACGCGUGAUAUGGUGGAUAGAUAAUGAUGCUACCAGAGCAGUCAUCAUAAAGGGAGCCAGUCGAAGCUGGGCUAUGCAUGAGCUCGCUCGUUUGUUUUCUGAACUUGACAGUCAAUACCCAUCUAUGUGGUGGGUGUGCCGAGUGCCCUCGUUCUCGAAUCCUGGAGAUGCGCCGUCCAGAGGUCAUGGCAGCGAGGCCAUGGCGGCGGUGGGAGCAUCAAAGGUUCAGAGAUUCAGCAGGCUAGAUGAGUUGUCUGAGUGUCUCUGCGCCUUCAAGAGAGCCUCAGUGAUCAGGGGCGUCGGGGCUUCUUGA